This is a messenger RNA of Eucalyptus grandis, 579 nucleotides long. RefSeq lists its product as uncharacterized. The transcript has a single exon. NCBI's taxonomy places the organism in Eukaryota, Viridiplantae, Streptophyta, Magnoliopsida, Myrtales, Myrtaceae. Bases 1 to 579 code for a protein of 192 amino acids. The record is from RefSeq and is a predicted model, not a curated record.
AUGGAGUUGCAACCGAGAGCGAGCUCAAUUGCCACCAGGUUAUGGAAGAUUGUGAAAAUCGCUUUCGUAAUGAUCAGGAAAGGGUUGACGUCCAAGAGAAAUUUGUUCAGUGACAUGAUCGAUGGGGCGAGGGACAGGAAGCUCACGAGAGAAUCGCUGAGGAGUCUCAGCUUCAAUCACUACAACCACCCGAGGAAAAUGCGCCGGGUCGGGCUCAACAGCUACGAGUACGAGUUCUCCUGCAGCAACAGCCCAAACCCGGUCAUUGUUCACUCAGCCAAGAACAAGAGCCAACGCUUCCCCUGCAUGAAGGUUCCUAAAGUCAUUGAAGACUUUGUUGAGGACGAGCCCGUGUACUCUGACACGCUCGUUUUCAUGGCGAAGACUCCUGAGUACACGUUCAACAUCCAGAUCGAGCGGCACAGCCCACUCAAAUCGCCCAACUCAGUGAGGGUCUCCAAUUUCUCUAAUUACUCAUCAGAUGAUGAGGGUGAUGGGAAAUUUGGGCAAGUGGACCGCAAGGCUGACGAAUUCAUCAGCAGGUUUUAUGACCAACUGCAGAGGCAAAUCGUGUACUAA